AUGGAGUUUAUUGUUGUUGGAGUGCAUUCUGCAAAAUUUGAUAAUGAGAAGGAUUUAGAAGCUAUUCGGAAUGCAGUUCUACGCUAUGGAAUUAGUCACCCAGUUGUCAAUGAUGGGGAGAUGUACUUAUGGCGGGAGCUAGGUGUCAAUUCAUGGCCUACAUUUGCUAUUGUUGGCCCAAUGGUAAACUCAUUGCACAAGUAUCAGGUGAAGGCCAUAGAAAGAAGCAGCUCUUCUGUACUAUGGUGGAAAGAAUAUGUUGGACAAGAAACCCAUUCCUUUGAGUUUGGAGAAGGAUAA
Molecule: messenger RNA, 300 nt
Organism: Thlaspi arvense
Lineage: Eukaryota; Viridiplantae; Streptophyta; Magnoliopsida; Brassicales; Brassicaceae
Source: the annotation of a GenBank genome assembly